AUGGAGAUGAGAGAGUUGACUGUGGUAGCUGGUAGCUUUGUGGGUUUCCAGCUACUCUUCUCUCUGGCCAGUCCUGUUCUCUCUUCAGCCAUCUCUCCAAGUUAUGGAUUACUGCCUCCGACCAAACACACAGAAUGGAACUCAAGGUUGGUGUCGACCGUUCACGCUCUGGUUGUAGGAUUCUUUUGCUUAUACAUUCUAUGCUUCGAUGACGCGGUCAACGCCAAUCCUGUCUGGGGGGACCCCAGUUUGGUGAAGUUAAAUGUAGCCAUAACCUGUGGUUACCUGCUGUAUGAUUUGCUGCUGCUGGCAUGUAAUUGGAGCACUAUGGGAGACAAAUUUUUUGUCUGUCACCACUUGGCGGCGCUCUAUGCAUACGGAUAUGUGCUGACACGCGGCGUGCUGCCUUACUUUGCCAACUUUCGUCUUAUUUCAGAACUAUCCACACCCUUUGUGAACCAAAGGUGGUUCUUUGAAGCAUUAAAAUACCCCCGUUCAAACAGGAUGGUGGUAGUAAAUGGCGUCGCUAUGGCAGUGGUCUUUUUUCUGGUACGGAUUGCUGUCAUGCCGUCCUAUUGGGUAAGCGUAUUUGCCACAUUUGGCACCGAAGACUUUGAGCGCCUGGGUUUGGGUGCCCAGGUAGCUUGGAUCACCUCCUGCGUAGCCCUGGAUAUCUUGAACACUAUCUGGAUGUUUAAGAUAACUCGAGGUUGCUACAAAGUAUUGGCCAUAUCGAAAGGUCGGAAAGAUAAAACAGAGGCAUCUCCCUGCUUGACCAAGAAAAAACAUGCAAACAACCACACAGACUAA
Messenger RNA from Nerophis lumbriciformis (worm pipefish), 810 nucleotides. The record is from RefSeq and is a predicted model, not a curated record. NCBI's taxonomy places the organism in Eukaryota, Metazoa, Chordata, Actinopteri, Syngnathiformes, Syngnathidae.